UCAGGCGCGGCGCGGACAGCCCGCCGCGGGGCCUUGCGGCGCAGCUAGGAGGCGCGGUGCACGCUGGGCCUCUCCCUUUUCGGCCGGGCGGGCUUGGUGGCAGGAUGGGGAAGUGCCGAGGGCUCCGCACCGCGCGCAAGCUGCGCAGCCACCGCCGCGACCAGAAGUGGCACGACAAGCAGUACAAGAAGGCGCACCUGGGCACCGCGCUGAAGGCCAACCCCUUCGGCGGCGCUUCGCACGCCAAGGGCAUCGUCCUGGAGAAAGUUGGAGUAGAAGCUAAGCAGCCCAAUUCUGCUAUCAGGAAAUGUGUCAGAGUCCAGCUGAUCAAGAAUGGCAAAAAAAUAACAGCUUUUGUUCCCAACGAUGGUUGCCUAAACUUCAUUGAGGAAAAUGAUGAAGUUCUGGUUGCUGGCUUUGGUCGUAAGGGUCAUGCUGUGGGUGACAUUCCUGGAGUUCGUUUCAAAGUUGUCAAAGUAGCCAAUGUUUCUCUGUUGGCUUUAUAUAAGGGCAAGAAGGAGAGACCAAGAUCAUGAACUGAAACUGAUCUGCUAAGAAUAUCAAUAAAACUUUUGAUUGGAAAAA
Messenger RNA from Rhea pennata, 585 nucleotides. RefSeq names its product small ribosomal subunit protein uS12. The transcript is spliced from 4 exons. The record is from RefSeq and is a predicted model, not a curated record. NCBI's taxonomy places the organism in Eukaryota, Metazoa, Chordata, Aves, Rheiformes, Rheidae. Gene Ontology annotation, cellular component: ribosome; cytosolic small ribosomal subunit. Gene Ontology annotation, biological process: translation. Gene Ontology annotation, molecular function: structural constituent of ribosome. The coding region runs from base 105 to 536 and encodes 143 amino acids.